Messenger RNA from Trypanosoma rangeli, 885 nucleotides. RefSeq lists its product as uncharacterized. The record is from RefSeq and is a predicted model, not a curated record. The transcript has a single exon. Bases 1 to 885 code for a protein of 294 amino acids. Lineage: Eukaryota; Euglenozoa; Kinetoplastea; Trypanosomatida; Trypanosomatidae.
AUGGAGGCGUUCUUACUGCGGAUCAAACACCAUGCUGCACAUGACUCCAUCACGGAUUACUUGAGGAAGGUGGGAGACAUUGCCAAUAAGCAGGUAUUCACGUACAUGGGCGGUGAUGCCUACAACAGCUGCUAUUGGGAGGAGAACCCUGACAAGGUGUGUGUUCCAGCGGAUAGUAAGACACUCUUGAACUGCAUUUUUGAGUGGACUCGGGGUGCGUUUGCAGACACGAAGAGGAAAUAUCAUGGUGUUCCGUUUUUCAGAGGUGCACUGCACUCCAUCCCUGGCACAGGCCGACUGAACGGGUACACCGAUUACUGGCGCGAAGGUUACCCUGCACACGGUCGAAUUUACUUAAUAUCUCGCCUGGAUCUGACGGAGGAAGGGGCGACGGCAACGUGGUACGAUGGGACAGAGAAUGCAAAGGAUAACCAUGAUACGCCUCGUGAGGCAUUCGGCAUUGUAUGUGAGGUGCAAGACGGAAUCAUUGAGGUGACGACGUUGCCGGAGGUGGUGCCGUGGGUGCAGGAUAACUGGUACGUCAUUCUUAUUGCCGGAUUGGCGCUUCUCGCUCUGAUUGCACUAAUUGUCAUCGUAUGCUGUUGCUGUCGUCGUACCAGUGAUGAAUCCACGGGGACGGCGUCCAUGGAAUUGCAGGAGGUGAGCCGCAAUGCGGUGUAUGGGAUCCCACAGAGGCGGCGAGGAGGCUCGGGUUUCUCUGAGAACCCCGAUGUUUUCAUGCGUCCUCCCCAUGCGCAGCCGUAUGUGGUGCAGCGGAAUUGCUGGAUGUCACCUUCACAACGUGCAGCACCUUUUGAAGUUUCCGCCGCGCCUACUACCCGCAGCAGACGCUUCCCAGUCGCUGAGGCUGUCAGGAAGCCAUAG